Molecule: messenger RNA, 4960 nt
Organism: Bombina bombina (fire-bellied toad)
Lineage: Eukaryota; Metazoa; Chordata; Amphibia; Anura; Bombinatoridae
Gene: MEF2C
Product: myocyte enhancer factor 2C
Exons: 10
Coding region: 471-1859 (462 amino acids)
Biological process (GO): positive regulation of transcription by RNA polymerase II
Molecular function (GO): DNA-binding transcription factor activity, RNA polymerase II-specific; RNA polymerase II cis-regulatory region sequence-specific DNA binding; protein dimerization activity
Source: RefSeq, a predicted model, not a curated record
CCCUCGAUGUUACAAAGCCUGAGAGCUUCUCUUUUCCCAUUCGUCUCCUGUCACUUCCUUCCUGGACGCUUUCAGGACGAGUCCGGUUACUUUUCAUCCUGCCAACAGAGCUACUUUCCUGCAGCUGAGUGCUCAGCACAGACAUCUUCUGCUUGCUAUUGGAUUGAGUUUGUGCUUCACUGCUGAUGCACACCGAGCCAAGUGGAGAAAUACAGUGCCCUAGGUUGACAAGUAACAGAUCCACUGUUUUGUACUGUUAUUGUUCUAAUGAGAGGGACAUACAUCAAGGAAUAGGAUCAUCAGCUGAUGCCUCAUGAACGGAUGCCAGGAUCUGUGAACUGAAAAGUAUACAUUGGAAGGUGAAAGAAUUGUUAAAAGGUUAAAAGAAAGGCUGCAAAGGAGAGAGAAGAAGAUAAGAAGAGGGGAAAUACAUAGCUUUGAGGACGAGGGAAAAAAGGAAAACGGGGACUAUGGGGAGAAAAAAGAUUCAGAUCACGAGGAUAAUGGAUGAACGUAACAGACAGGUGACAUUUACAAAGAGAAAGUUUGGUUUAAUGAAGAAAGCUUAUGAACUGAGUGUUUUAUGCGACUGUGAAAUAGCACUAAUCAUCUUCAACAGCACCAACAAACUAUUCCAGUACGCUAGCACUGAUAUGGAUAAAGUUUUGUUGAAAUAUACAGAGUAUAAUGAGCCACAUGAAAGUCGAACAAAUUCAGACAUUGUUGAGACACUGAGAAAGAAAGGACUUAAUGGUUGUGACAGUCCAGAUCCUGACGCAGACGAUUCUGUAGGUCACAGCCCUGAGUUUGAGGACAGAAAGAUUAAUGAAGAUAUUGAUCUUAUGAUCAGCAGGCAAAGAUUAUGUGGUGUUCCACCUCCCAGUUUUGAGAUUCCCGUAUCUAUCCCAGUGACCAAUCAUAACAGUUUGGCAUACAGUAAUCCAGUGGGUUCAUUGGGUAACCACAACCUUUUGCCACUGACCCACUCAUCUUUGCAGAGAAACAGCAUGUCUCCUGGCGUGACACAUCGGCCACCAAGUGCAGGUAACACAGGUGGUCUUAUGGGUGGGGACCUCACUACCGGUGCAGGCACCAGUGCAGGUAAUGGGUAUGGCAAUCACCGUAACUCACCAGGUCUGCUGGUCUCACCUGGUAACAUGAACAAAAAUAUGCAAACCAAAUCACCACCACCAAUGAAUUUGGGCAUGAACAAUCGAAAGCCUGAUCUCCGAGUUCUGAUUCCACCUGGUAGCAAGAAUACAAUGCCUUCUGUGAAUCAAAGGAUAAAUAACUCACAAUCUGCACAGUCACUGGCUACUCCAGUAGUUCCCGUAGCAACCCCCACUAUGCCAGGACAAGGGAUGGGGGGUUACCCAUCAGCCAUUUCAACAACAUAUGGCACUGAAUACUCAUUAAGCAGUGCAGACCUGUCAUCUCUAUCUGGGUUUAACUCUAGUGCCCUUCAUCUUGGUUCUGUAACUGGCUGGCAACAGCAUCACCUGCAUAACAUGCCUCAUUCAGCCCUUGGCCAGUUGGGAGGUUGCACUAGCACUCACUUAUCUCAGAGUACAAAUCUCUCCAUGCCUUCUACUCAAAGCCUCCACAUCAAGUCAGAACCUGUUUCUCCUCCUAGAGACCGUACAACCACACCCUCGGGAUACCCACAUCACACGCGCCACGAGGCGGGGAGAUCUCCUGUUGACAGCCUCAGCAGCUGUAGCAGUUCGUAUGAUGGAAGUGACCGGGAAGAUCAUCGGAACGAUUUCCACUCCCCUAUUGGACUCACCAGACCUUCGCCGGACGAAAGGGAAAGUCCCUCAGUCAAGCGUAUGCGGCUCUCUGAAGGAUGGGCAACAUGAUAGAAUAAUUAUAUAUUAGAUUUUUUUUGCAGUGUGUGUGUGUGCUAUACAUAAUGGGAAAGGGGGGUGGAAGGGAGGGUCGAUAUACAUUAUAUGUGCCGUGUGUGGGGAAGAAAAAAAGGUCAGGUACUCUGUUUUGUAAAAGUACUUUUAAAUUGCCUCAGUGAUCCAGUAUAUGGAAGGAGAAAUGUUGAGAUAACAAGCUUAGCACUUGAGAUGUUCAACAGAAACUUGUACAAAAUAGAUUUUGAAGCUAAUUUCUUUUUCACUGUUGUGCUCCCUUUGCAAAAUGUAUGUUACAAUAGAUAGUGUCAUGUUGCAGGUUCAACGUUAUUUACAUGUAAAUAGACAAAAGUAAACAUUUGCCCGCAGUGGCUGAUCGUUAACUAAGAAAGAAAAGCAGCUGUUAUGCAACAUAUAGAAACAUGUACAGAGUUUUGGACAGACCCAGCAUCCAGUGGGCAUAGAUGCCUAUUGGCUAGGUAAUUGGUAUGUGUAACCUACUCAAACACAUCAGCAUAUACAAAAAGUGUGGAAUGUAUUUAAAUGGAAGUAACAUUUAAGACAGAACCGUACUGAAUGUUGUGUUUGAGAACUUACAUGUUUUAUUAAUUGUUCAGUCCUUGGUAUACAUCAUUUAAUAUAUAGAAAUAUAAAUUAUGUACAUUACAUUUUGCUUAUUUUCAUAUAAAAAAAAAGGUAAAACAAAGUUUGCAAAACAUUUGUGGCUUUUUGUAGGUAUCUUAAGCCAAAAUGUGGUUUUUUUUUGUUUUGUUUUUUUGUUAAAUAGCUUUGCUAAUAUUUUAAACAGUCCUAAAUAAAACCAAGAUAAAUGGGGUCUUUUUUUGUAAAAAAGUAAUUUACUACCCCAAAAAAUGAAGAACUCCACGCUUUUGCUAAUCAAGAUAACUGUUUUCUCUUUGUAGAAGUUUUGUUUUUGAAAUGUGUAUUUCUAAUUAUAUAAAAUAAUAUUGAGAAUCUUUUUAAAAAAAAUCUGUGAAAUUAACAUGCUUGUGUAUAGCAUUCUAAUAUAUAAUAAACAUGAAACUAGCAUUUUUUUUGUUAUCUUAAUAGUGGGGAGGGAACAAUUAUAUUUCUGCAUUUGCACAUUUAGUAACUGUUUUAUUUAACUCUGCAUACAUUUUGCAGAUCCAAAUUCAGCGAUAUCACAAGGAUAACCUGCAAGAUUGAAACUUGUUAUUUAAAAAGGUUCAGUUUUGCAUUAACCCUAAGUUUGCAUUCAGUUGGGUGAGCUGACAUACCUUGUACAUAAAGUUUUUAUCAUUGCUGUCAUCUGUUUGAUGCAAAAUAUCAAUAACCAAUUAAUAUUCUACAAAAGCAUCAUCUUUCUAACAAUAACGUUUGCAUCUUGACGUGUCCAGAAUUUGCAAGUAUAACAGAAUUUGCAAGUGUUGUUAGCAGUUACUUGCCUUAUAACAGGUUCUUUCUAGGAAAUUAUACAAUCUAGAUAUGGAAAUAUAAUUCUAGCAACAUGUCUCAAAAACAUCUUAGAGUAUGCAAUAGAAAUCGAAAUUUGCUAUUUUAGUGGUAUUGUAAAUUAAACUUAUCAUCAUAACCAGGAAACAUUUUGAAUAUUAAGGAAACAUUAGCAGAAUUUAACAUAGUAGAUAUCAUUUUACUGAAGUGUUAAUAUAGAAAUACAAAUGAAUAAAUGACAGGCUGCCCUCAGGUUCCACUCAGCAAACGUAGUGUAAAGCGAGCAUAGCAAUAUGAAAUCUGAUUUAUUAGAUAAAAGCACAAUUUUGUGAAUGGGUCACUUUCUGUAAAAUAUAACUUUUUAUCUUUUUGAGAUGUACCUUGCCAAUUAUUGUUUUUUGGCAAUGAUCAUUUUGGCUUUUAUGGCAAUCCCUUUGUAUUUAAGUAUUUUUUGGGGCAGAGCCCCAAAGGGGGUAUUAACAUUUAGCAUAAACUUGUCCUAUAUAAAACUGAAAAAAAAACAGGCAGCAUACUUAUUUCCAAGACAACAGUAUCAGUGGCAUUUUAAUAUAAAACUAUUAUUUCUACAUAGAAUCCUGAGUUAUAUAUUUUCAUUAUAACUUUGGAGUUAAUUAUUAAAAAAAUACUCCAAAGGAUAUUGACGUAUGUGGAAAUGUGCAGUUUUGUUGUGAUAAAUGAAGAAUAAUUAUAAUUUCCUUAUCACUUUACACCAAGCUGCAAUAAGGAAAAAACACAAUCUUUAUAAAAAUGUCAGUUUUCUAAUAAUUGUAUGUGUUUGUGCCCUUAUCUUGCAUUUUACACCCCUCCUCUAACUUAGCUAUAACAAUACUGGUGUUAUGUUCUUACCAUUGUGUUUUUUUCAGAAACUUAAAUUAUAUGUAUUAUAUUUAUCCAUUUGAUUUUUUUUUAACAAGCCACUUGAAAAUGAAUAAAGGCUGUUGCCUAAAUACGGAGUACUUCAUUUAUUUUUCUCAGUGCCAUCUGCUGUGAUUUCACAUUUUUAUCAGUGUUUCUUUUUCCCCAUCAACUAUGGAUUUAACUAAGGACUCAUGGAAUAUGUGUAUGUUACAGUAUCUUAAAUUGUCUGUUUAAUUAAAGCUUUGUUAAUAUAUUUUAACCAAAGACAUGGAGCAAUCCAAGUUUUGAUAUUUUGAAAAAUAUCAUGCAAUAGUAAACAUGACAAAAAAAUAUAAUAUUCUCAUUUUACUACUUAUACAACAAAAACCAUAAUCCAGAAGAUGGUUUCCAUCAUCUUUUGCUUUUCUAUAAAAAAAAAAAGUACAGCAAAAUCUGUUAAAACUUGGAUUGCACCAACUGGUUUUAUUUAUCAUUGUAGAGUUAUUUUUUAAGUUUAAUUCCAUUUAAUAUUAGUGUUUAAAAUCCAAAGUUUGUAAAAGAGGAAGGUAAUAGUUCAUUACAAAUGAAACAGAGGCUCACAGCGGCAUAAGCUGGACUUUGUCGCCCCUAGGUGACAUGAUGUUAUAUUGCUUAAGUUAAAACACAUCUGUAUAUCUCAAGGGACUUAAUUCAGCUGUCUGUAGUGAUAAAAUAUGGAAAACAUUGAAGAAGUUUCUCCUGCUGGAAACAAGGUAUAAUUUGUAUUUUGCGGACAAAUAAGUAAAAUUUAUGUCUUUCAUAGUGAA